AUGAAGAGCUGUAGAUGGAGGCGGGACGAGGCCAGUGGGAGGGCUCCAGGUAACAGCAGGAAACUGGAGGGGCCGGCAGAAGUGCCGCGGGGGGGGGGCGCCGUGAGGGCGGCCGGGCGGCGGGGGGCGGCGUACGGGCGGCUUGGGGCGGCGGCCGGCGGGGUGGCGGCCGGGCAGCGUCGAGGCGGCGGCCGGGCAGCGUCGGUGCGGCGGCCGGGUAGCGUCGGGGCGGCGGCCGGGCAGCGUCGGGGCGGCGGCCGGGCAGCGUCGGGGCGGGGGCCGGGGUCUGCUGCUGGAGGCGGCGACACCGGCGAAGGGGCAGCUGCCGGAAGAUUCGCCCGUAGCCGACCGCGUCGCCUUGGCCAGGUGGUUGGAGGAUAG
Molecule: messenger RNA, 381 nt
Organism: Scylla paramamosain (green mud crab)
Lineage: Eukaryota; Metazoa; Arthropoda; Malacostraca; Decapoda; Portunidae
Exons: 1
Coding region: 1-381 (126 amino acids)
Source: RefSeq, a predicted model, not a curated record